GCAGUAGCCAUAGAACCGUUUUAACUGUAGUCGUACAAUAAGUCUGACAUAUUGUAAUUUAAUGCUUUUAUCAAAUUCUAUCAGAUUAUUAUAUUUUGCGAGAAAAAGAUAAAUUUAUAAGAUACGUUAUCUUUUUAUCUCUAUAUAAUUCUAUAUAAUAACCUCAUAUAACUAUGUUAUUGCGUAGUACAAUUUAUUACAAUAAAAAAUUAAAUUAGUCCUGUCAUUUAAACAUAUUACAAAAUAACCAAAAACUGGUAUGAUUUUAUACGACAAAAAAGAUAGUCGAUAUUUCAAACAUUUUUUGGUAAUUGCAAUUUGAAAAAUUUUAUAGGAUGUAAGACAGUUCAAGUAAAUAGUUUCAGACGGAGACCUUUUGAUUGAAAACCUGUAACGAUGGGCGAUAAAGAAUUCGAUGUUUGCGAAUACUUAUGGAAUCAUGAAUUAGCUAUGCAGGAAUUGUUUUCCAUUUUGCGACAGAAUCAGUAUUACUGUUCGGACACGGAAUGUUUGAACUUGUCGCAAUUUCCGGAAUCACGUAACGUGUCGUCGUCUACGAAUUUCCUGACGACCUGUUUAAUUAUCGCGUUCGUGUUGGUGAUGUACGCCUUAAGACCACGCUCGCUUCGUCCACUGAGGAAUGACAACGCUAAAGAUCGACAUAACGGGCGUGACUCCAACGAAGAGCCGCCUGCACCUCCGCCGUCAACGCAAUAAAAAGUGCAAUAAUGCAAGGACUCGCGUCCUCAUGUGGAUUUAAGAAGCAGAAUCUUUUGAGCUUA
This is a messenger RNA of Nomia melanderi (Alkali bee), 782 nucleotides long. Its product is annotated as small integral membrane protein 14. Gene Ontology annotation, cellular component: endoplasmic reticulum. The record is from RefSeq and is a predicted model, not a curated record. NCBI's taxonomy places the organism in Eukaryota, Metazoa, Arthropoda, Insecta, Hymenoptera, Halictidae.